AUGGCGUUUAUUAAAGAGGAGAGUGAAGAUGUAAAGAUUGAAGAGACAUUCACAGUCAAACAGGAAGAUCUGCAGGAACAAACAGACCUAAUUAAAGACUACGAGGAGAGUAAAGAGGAAGAACAUCAUGUCAAAAUUGAGGACAAAACUCAUUUAGAGACUGAUUGUGUGUUAAAAGUGAGAGACAAGAGUUGUUUUACCUGCACUCCGUGUGACAAGAGUUUGGCAAGCAAAAGCAAAUUAAAGACUCACAUGAGGAUCCACACUGGAGAGAAACCAUUUACAUGCACUCAGUGUGGGAAGAGUUUUAGCAAAUCAUCAUCGCUUUAUAGACACAUGAAGAUCCACACCGGAGAAAAACCAUUCACUUGCACUCAUUGUGGGAAGAGUUUCAACCACUCAUCAUUCCUUAAUCUACACAUGAGGAUCCACACUGGAGAGAAACCAUUAACAUGCCCUCAGUGUGGGAAGAGUUUUAGCAAAUCAUCGUCGCUUUAUAGACACAUGAAGAUCCACACCGGAGAAAAACCAUUCACAUGCACUCAGUGUGGGAAGAGUUUUAACUGCUCAUCAUCCCUUAAUAAACACAUGAGGAUCCAUACCGGAGAAAAACCAUUCACUUGCACUCAGUGUGGGAAGAGUUUCAGCCACUCAUCAUCCCUUAAUCAACACAUGAGGAUCCACACUGGAGAGAAACCAUUCACAUGCCCUCAGUGUGGGAAGAGUUUCAUCAACUCAUCACACCUUAAUCAACACAUCAUGAUCCACACUGGAGAGAAACCAUUCACAUGCACUCAGUGUGGGAAGAGUUUUAACUGCUCAUCAUCCCUUAAUAAACACAUGAGGAUCCAUACCGGAGAAAAACCAUUCACUUGCACUCAGUGUGGGAAGAGUUUCAGCCAAUCAUCAUCCCUUAAUCAACACAUCAUGAUCCACACUGGAAAGAAACCAUUCACUUGCACUCAAUGUGGGAAGAGUUUUAGCCAAUCAUCAUACCUUAAAAACCACAUGAAGAUUCACACUAGUGUAAAAGAGUAUGUGUGCUUGGAGUGUGAGAAGACUUUUAUUACAGCUGCAGAAUUGAAACGGCACCAGAGGAUUCACACUGGAGAAAAACCGUACAAGUGUUCACACUGCAGUAAGAGGUUUACUCAAUUAGGAACCCUGAAAACACAUGAGAGGAUUCACACUGGAGAUAAACCGUACAAGUGUUCACACUGCAGUAAGAGCUGGACUCGCAAAAGCAAACUUAAGAUUCACAUGAUAAUCCACACUGGAGAGAAACCAUUCACUUGCACUCAGUGUGGGAGGAGUUUCAACCGCUCAUCACACCUUAAUCACCACAAGAGGAUCCACACUGGAGAGAAACCAAUAAGGUGCACUCAGUGUGGGAAGAGUUUCAGCCAAUCAUCAAACUUUAAUCUACACAUGAGGAUCCACACUGGAGAGAAACCAUUUACGUGCACUCAGUGUGGGAAGAGUUUCCGCCAAGCAUCAUCACUUAAUAAACACAUGAGGACCCACACAGGAGAGAAACCAUUUACUUGCACUCAGUGUGGGAAGAGUUUCAACCGCUCAUCAACCCUUAAUCAACACAUAAGGAUCCACACUGGAGAGAAACCAAUACCGUGCACUCAGUGUGGAAAGAGUUUUCGCCAAUCAUCAUCCCUUUAUAAACACAUGAGGAUCCACACUGGAGAGAAACCAUUCACAUGCACUCAGUGUGGGAAGAGUUUCAGCCAAUCAUCAAACUUUAAUCUACACAUGAGGAUCCACACUGGAGAGAAACCAAUAAGGUGCACUCAGUGUGGGAAGAGUUUUCACCAAUCAUCAUCCCUUUAUAAACACAUGAGGAUCCACACUGGAGAGAAACCAUUCACAUGCACUCAGUGUGGGAAGAGUUUCCGCCAAGCAUCAUCACUUAAUAAACACAUGAGGAUCCACACUGGAGAGAAACCAUUCACAUGCACUCAGUGUGGAAUAAGUUUUAACUGCUCAUCAUACCUUAAACAACACAUGAGGAUCCACACUGGAGAGAAACCAUUCACUUGCACUCAGUGUGGGAGGAGUUUCAACCGCUCAUCACACCUUAAUCACCACAUGAGGAUCCACACUGGAGAGAAACCAUUUACUUGCACUCAGUGUGGGAAGAGUUUCAACCGCUCAUCAAACCUUAAUCAACACAUAAGGAUCCACACUGGAGAGAAACCAAUAACGUGCACUCUGUGUGGGAAGAGUUUUCGCCAAUCAUCAUCCCUUUCUAAACACAUGAGGACCCACACUGGAGAGAAACCAUUUACUUGCACUCAGUGUGGGAAGAGUUUCAGCCAAUCAUCAAACUUUAAUCUACACAUGAGGAUCCACACUGGAGAGAAACCAUUUACGUGCACUCAGUGUGGGAAGAGUUUCCGCCAAGCAUCAUCACUUAAUAAACACACGAGGACCCACACUGGAGAGAAACCAUUUACUUGCACUCAGUGUGGGAAGAGUUUCAACCGCUCAUCACACCUUAAUCAACACAUAAGGAUCCACACUGGAGAGAAACCAAUAACGUGCACUCAGUGUGGGAAGAGUUUUCGCCAAUCAUCAUCCCUUUAUAAACACAUGAGGAUCCACACUGGAGAGAAACCAUUCACUUGCUCUCAGUGUGGAAAGAGUUUGGCAAGCAAAAGCAAACUAAAGACUCACAUGAGGAUUCACACUGGAGAGAAACCAUUCACAUGCUAUCAAUAUGGGAAGAGUUUCAGCAAAUCAUCACUUUAUAGACACAAGAAGAUCCACACCGGUAAAAAAACAUUCACUUGCACUCAGUGUGGGAAGAGUUUUAACUGCUCAUCACACCUUAAUCAACACAUCAGGAUCCACACUGGAGAGAAACCAUUCAGAUGCACUCAGUGUGGGAAGAGUUUUAACUGCUCAUCACACCUUAAUGAACACAUGAUGAUCCACACUGGAGAGAAACCAUUCACAUGCACUCAGUGUGGGAAGAGUUUUAGCAAAUCAUCGUCGCUUUAUAGACACAUGAAGAUCCACACCGGAGAAAAACCAUACACUUGCACUGAGUGUAGGAAGAGUUUCAGCCAAUCAUCAUCCCUUAAUCUACACAUGAGGAUCCACACUGGAGAGAAACCAUUCACAUGCACUGAGUGUGGGAACAGUUUCAGUAAAUCAUCAUCGCUUUAUAGACACAUGAAGAUCCACACCGGAGAAAAACCAUUCACAUGCACUGAGUGUGGGAAGAGUUUCAUCCAAUCAUCAUGCCUUAAUGUACACAUGAGGAUCCACACUGGAGAGAAACCUUUCACAUGCACUCAGUGUGGGAAGAGUUUCAUCCACUCAUCACACCUUAAUCAACACCUCAUGAUCCACACUGGAGAGAAACCAUUCAAAUGCCCUCAGUGUGGGAAGAGUUUUAGCCAAUCAUACCUUAAAAAACACAUGAAGAUUCACACUGGUGUGAGAGAGUAUAUGUGCUUGGAGUGCGAGAAGACUUUUAUUACAGCUGCAGAAUUGAAACGGCACAAGAGGAUACACACUGGAGAAAAACCGUACAAGUGUUCACAGUGCAGUAAGAGGUUUGCUCACUCAGGAACCCUGAAAACACAUGAGAGGAUUCACACUGGAGAGAAACUGUACAAGUGUUCACACUGCAGUAAGAGUUUUGCAAGCAAAAGCAGUCUUAAGAUUCACAUCAGGAUCCACACUGGAGAGAAACCAUUCACAUGCCUUCAGUGUGGGAAGAGUUUCAACCAAUCAUCAAACAUUAAUCUACACAUGAGGAUCCACACUGGAGAGAAACCAUUCACAUGCACUCAGUGUCGGAAGAGUUUUAGCCUAUUAUCAUCCCUUAAUCAACACAUGAGAAUCCACACUGGAGAGAAACCAUUCACAUGCACUCAGUGUGGGAAGAGUUUCAGUCUGUCAUCUUCCCUUAAUCGCCACAUGAGAAUCCACACUGGAGAGAAACCAUUUACAUGCACUCAGUGUGGGAAGAGUUUCAGCCUAUCAUCAUCCUUUAAUCAGCACAUGAGGAUGCACACUGGAGAGAAACCAUUCACAUGCACUCAAUGUGGGAAGAGUUUCAGCCAAUCAUCACACCUUUAUAACCACAUGAGGAUCCACACUGGAGAGAAACCAUUCAUAUGCACUCAGUGUGGGAAGAGUUUCAGCUACUCCUCACACCUUAAUCACCACAUGAGGAUCCACACAGGCGAGAAACCAUUCACAUGCACUCAGUGUGGGAAAAGUUUUAACUGCUCAUCACAGCUUAAUCAACACAUGAGGAUCCACACUGGAGAGAAAUCAUUUACGUGCACUCAGUGUGGGAAGAGUUUUUACUGCUCAUCACACCUUAAUCAACACAUGAGGAUCCACACUGGAGAGAAACCAUACACAUGCACUCAGUGUGGGAAGAGUUUCAGCCAAUUAUCAUCCCGUAAUCUACACUUGAGGAUCCACACUGGAGAGAAAACAUUUCCAUACACACAAACAAAAGCUUUUUUUAAUCCAGUAUGUAGUUUGGCUGUCAACCAGGAAUAUUCCCCUUCGAAGAAACCAUUCACAUGCACUCAGUGUGGGAAGAGUUUCAGCUACUCAUCACACCUUAAUGAACACAUGAGGAUCCACACCGGAGAGAAACCAUUCACAUGCACUCAGUGUGGGAAGAGUUUCAGCCAUUUAUCAUCCCUUAAUCAACACAUAAGGAUCCACACUGGAGAAAAACCAUUCACAUGCACUCAGUGUGGGAAGAGUUUCAGACACUCAUUAAUUCUUAAACAACACAUAAGGAUCCACACCGGAGAGAAACCAUUCACAUGCACUCAGUGUGGGAAGAGUUUCAGACAAUCAUCAUCCCUUAAUUACCACAAAAAGAUCCACACUGGAGAGAAACCAUUCACAUGCACUCAGUGUGGGAAAAGUUUCAGCCAAUCAUCAUCUUUUAAUUACCACAUGAGGAUCCACACUGGAGAGAAACCAUUCAAAUGCACUCAGUGUGGGAAGAGUUUCAGAAUAUCAACAUCCCUCAAUUUACACAUGAUGAGCCACACUCGAGAGAAACCAUUCACUUGCACUUAAGCCACGAUCACACUGGACUUUUCUUCCCAUAGACUUCCAUUCAUACGCACGUGAAUGCAUCGGACAGGAAACGCAAAUUUGUGCGUUUCCUGCAAAGUUUUGCAGUUUACUACAUUGCAAAGUUCAAGCUUGGUAAACUCUGACCUGCAAAAUCGCAUCACUUGAUUGUGUGAGACCAAUCGAAGAUCAAAAUAUGAACUCUCUUGGCAGAAAUGUAAAAUAUGGACCAAUCGCUCACUUUUUUUAAUGUCUAAUCAUCUUGGUUAAUCCCGCCCCUUUUGCAGCGCCAUACAACAGAAUUUUGCAUGCUCAAACUCUUGUGUGACCGCAGCUUCGGUGUGAGAAGAGUUUCAGUUACUCAUCAGAAGAUACUAGAAAAAUACUAGAAAAAGUUGUUUCUACUCAAUUAUGUUCCUUUUCUGCAGACGAACAAUAUUUUUGAUGUGUUUCAGUCAGGUUUCAGGGCUCAUCACAGUACAGAAACCGCAUUAGUGAAA
Danio rerio (zebrafish) is the source of this 5573-nucleotide messenger RNA. The record is from RefSeq and is a predicted model, not a curated record. NCBI's taxonomy places the organism in Eukaryota, Metazoa, Chordata, Actinopteri, Cypriniformes, Danionidae.